Messenger RNA from Epinephelus fuscoguttatus (brown-marbled grouper), 4742 nucleotides. RefSeq names its product cell division cycle 14B (gene cdc14b). NCBI's taxonomy places the organism in Eukaryota, Metazoa, Chordata, Actinopteri, Perciformes, Serranidae. Gene Ontology annotation, molecular function: protein serine/threonine phosphatase activity; protein tyrosine/serine/threonine phosphatase activity. The record is from RefSeq and is a predicted model, not a curated record. The transcript is spliced from 12 exons. Bases 181 to 1551 code for a protein of 456 amino acids. Gene Ontology annotation, cellular component: spindle pole; centrosome; mitotic spindle. Gene Ontology annotation, biological process: positive regulation of cytokinesis; protein dephosphorylation; cilium assembly.
GGAGAGGCUGGAGCAGACACACAACACACACGCAGUCCCAGAUCAUCAGCAGCACAGGAGGCAAGCACCAUGCCAUAACAACAGAGCGACCAGACGGGGACAAGGCGCCGCACUGCGAAGCGAAGGAGGUGUGUUGCUGCAGCCGCUCAGGAAUGUCCACCGUGCAACCCUGAAGACAACAUGAAACGCAAGAGCGAGAGGAGACGGGCAGAGUCGAGGAAAAAGCGCUGUGCAGCUCCCAACAGCUCAGAGGCGGAGCCUAACUCUGAUAUUUACACUGAGAUAACAGAUCAACUGUAUUUCGCCAUAUUAAAGCAAAAGAUCAAGAGCACAGCUGAGCGCCACUGCUUCUGCAUAGAUGAAGAGCUGGCAUAUGAGAACUUCUAUGCGGACUUUGGUCCCCUUAACCUGGCCAUGUUUUAUCGCUUCUGUUGCAAGCUGACAAAGAAGCUCAAGUCCAUCACGCUGUCAAGGAAGAAGAUCAUCUUCUACACCUGUGGAGAUCAGAAGAAACAAGCCAAUGCUGCCUACCUGAUCGGCUCAUAUGCAGUGAUGAAUCUAAACAUGACGCCAGAGGAGGCCUACAGUCUGCUGGUGUCCAGGAAUUCAACAUAUAUUCCAUUCAGAGAUGCUUCGUUUGGAACCUGCAUGUACAAUCUGAACAUCCUCGAUUGCCUUCGUGGUGUUCACAAGGCUCUGCAGUACGGCUGGCUCGACUUCUCCAAAUUUGAUGUGGAAGAAUACGAGCACUAUGAGAGGGCAGAAAAUGGAGACUUGAACUGGAUCAUUCCAGGAAAGUUCCUCGCGUUCAGCGGGCCUCACCCAAAAAGCAAAAUAGAGAAUGGGUACCCUCUGCACGCUCCUGAGGCAUACAUCCCAUACUUCAGGAAUCACAACAUCACCACUAUCAUCAGACUCAACAAGAAGAUGUACGACGCCAGGCGUUUCACAGAAUCUGGCUUCGAGCACCAUGAUCUGUUCUUCGUGGAUGGGAGCACACCAAACGACACCAUCGUCAGGAAGUUCCUCAAUAUCUGCGAGAACGCAGAAGGAGCCAUUGCAGUGCACUGCAAAGCUGGUCUGGGGAGGACUGGCACUCUGAUUGCCUGUUACAUGAUGAAACAUUACUGCCUGAGUGCUGCAGAGGCCAUCGCCUGGAUACGGAUUUGCCGACCAGGGUCCAUCAUUGGACCUCAGCAGAACUUCAUUGAAGAGAAGCAGAACGGUCUGUGGGCAGAGGGAGAUGUUUUCCGAGAGAAGAUGCUGAAUGAACGAGAGAACGGAAAGAUGGCUGUAACCAGGAUCCUGUCUGGUGUGGAUGAUAUAACCAUUAACGGGAGCAACAAGAACAGGACAACAAAGAAAGAAGAAAUGGACCUGUAUAAUGAUGAUGAGGAGAGAAAUGGCCUCACACAGGGCGACAAACUGAGAGCCCUGAAGAGCAAGAGGCAGGCCAGAUCGUCCUCCGGUUCACUAUCGCAGGUGGUAGUGUUCUGCUGCAGCCUCAUGGGCACGGCGUGGCCGAUGUGUUGCCUGCCGUUCAAAAGAUAGCUGAGAGAGGCAGAGAGAGAGUGGGGGAGAGGAAAAACAGAGAGAGGAUGUGAGGUUUUGUAUGAUGGAGGUAAGUGCACGUCACUUCCUUUUUUAACUGACAUCCUCUUCCUGUAGAAACGGUUGCUAUGCCAGUGAACGGUACGGCUGAGUUUUGAAGUUGUCCUUUUUUUUUUUCUUUCUUUCCUUUCUGUCUCUCUUUGGAUGACCAUGGUGUGAAGUGGAUAUGCACUUAGUGGAUGCAUUACAUUUACACGCCUUUCAUUGUCUGCCUCUCAUGGACGCACCGAGCUGAUCUGCUUUGAUAUCGAGGCUUACCUGAGAUAUCCUCUGAGAUACAGUAAAGCUCUCAGGUUGAGCCUGCUGUGCUUGUUAACAACGGCACCAAUUAUUCAACUAAUCACAGUUUUACGUAAGAUCUGGAUUAGUUGAAUUCAUGUUUUAGUGCUUGGCUUGCACUACUGACUUGGCACGUCUCGAGAGAAAAUGUUAGUCAGGGAAACUGGGUCCUCGUUCUGAUCUGCAGUACUUCCUUAGUGUUUGGUAAAGUAGCUAACACGCCUGCUCAACCAUUUAAGCAGUAGGUAUUUUUGGAAUUCGCCUGUAGUACUUUAGUGUUAGAAUGAUGUUUGCCUGAGGUGUUUUAUGAGUUUAAUUAGCCGCUUUAAAUGGCAUCGCUGGGCAAGUAAACUUCUCCUGAUCAUCAUUCUAACACAAAGGAUGAUAAAACAUCAUAUGUGAGCUUCUGAGGAGGUAGCAGGAUGAAAAUGCAUCUUUUAUCUGUUCUCAGGAGGGAGUAGAGGCAGAAGGAAGAUUUGUUCGCACUUCAGGCCAUAUGCUCUCUCAGUGUAUUCGUUGCUACAGAAACCUCUAACUUCCAGCUGAACUUCACCAUCUGGCCCCACUGUUUGUUUUAUUAUGUAAUACUGAAGUGCAUGUUGAAUUCCAGAGACGAUUAGAACGACGAUUAUACGAAAACGUUCUCUGCCCUUCCAUGCAUGGCAACAGGCACGAAACCCUCGGACAUGCACGCAUGGACAUGCCUCUGUGUUUGAUCUAUGUUUGUGUCUAACAUGUAAUUAAUGUUGGGCCGGGUUCAUUGUCAAUGGCCUGUUGUUUUUCCAUUGCUUUGGUGACUGGAUCAGUGUACACAUACCAUCUGAGCUUUGGUUACUCCUUCAGGCUUCUGUCUCUGCCAGCUUCUUUUUAAAUGUUCUGUUUUUGUGGAACAGAAUUUGAUAACAGAUACUUAAAUAUUUUUACUAUAUAAAGACAUGUUUUUGUGAACAGUUAAAGAGCUUGACUGAUAUAUUGGCAGGCUGGUAUCAACCACUAUUUGCUCAUCACAGAUAUAGAAGGUCACACAUAUUUUGGCAGAUAUUGCUGUCCAAAAGUGUUUUUAUAGACUGCAUUUUGAAUUUGUAUAUAACUUUGUUUUUUAAUACUGUACUGUUGUCAUUUGGUUAUUUAUUGUGAUUUAAAGGCUCAGUGUGUCGGAUUUAGGGGGAUAUAUCGGCAAAAUGGAAUAUAAUCCAUAUUAUAUCUACACAGGGAGCAGGUUCUCGUCCACAGAGUCCACCAUGUGUUUCUACAGUCCAUCCUAGAAUGGACAAACCGCGUUUUUGUGUGGGCCACUGUAGCUAGCAGCCCAUCUGUAACGAGCCAAAGAGCUAGUUUAAAUCACCUGAUAGGUUUGCUUUGGAAAGGAAGAGACCUCUGCGGAUAAUUUGGCUCUUGUUAAAAAUGUCCUGAAUGCCUAGAUCUUAAGUUACCAGAGGAAAAAAGAUGAGCACACAUCAAAGGGGAACACCAGCUAAAUUACAAAUUCCAAUAUGUUAUGUACAUGACCUAGGAAAGUUCAAUCAAUAUUUGUGAACUUAAGCUACACUCUCUCCGAAAGCCAGAAACCAGAGAAGUGAGUCUCAAACUUGUGAUGUCAUCAAGUUUAAAGUCUGGAGCCGCUCCAUAGAUAAUGAAUGGGAUAAUGAUUUUGUGGACCCACAGAAUGUUUUUCUUUUUUCAUACCCAAAUGAGUUUUACACUGUUGUAAUGAUCUUAGUUCUUGGUGCUCCCAGUGUCAACUAUAUCAUCUUUCCUAAUUCAUUAUCUGUGGAGCAGCUCUAGACUUUGUACUUGAUGACAUCACACAUUUGAGCUUAAGCAGUCAAGUUUUGAAUCUAGGAGAGUGUUGUAGAGUUAUAUUUUUAGCAUAUAUGAAUUUUGAAAACCGGUUUAGUUCCCCUUUAAGAUAAGGUAAUAAAAAGUUGAGCACACAUUAGCAGGUGCUGGGUUAACACACCGUCUACAACAUGCCAAACAGCGCUGGAGAAACACUGAUUUGUAGCAUGAAACUGCUUUAUUCAGUGUUUUUCUGGUUUUAAUCACCUUGUGCUUUCGUUUUAGAAAACAGAAGACCUCUGCUUUUAAAUCGGCCGUUGGUAAAAACCUCCUGAACAAUGAACACUAAAGGAAUUAUAAUCAGGACUUCACACUUGGCACAUGGGACAAGUUUCAGCUGGUUGCAAUCUGCAGUCCUCCCCACUAGAUGCCAAUAAAUCCUUCACACUGUUCCUUUAAAUACUAACAAUGUAUUGUGUAUCUGUUAGUUUCAACUGUAAAAUAAUCUGCUACAUAACAUAUAUUUUCAUAACUCUUAUAUUACUAAAUUAUCAUCAUUGUCCAGAAUGCUAAAUCACUCGGUAUAUUACCAGCUUUUUUUUUUUUUCUUUUUUUUUUUUCUUUCCUUUAAAUUCUCAAAUAUCGAUGUCUAUUUGAGUAUUCCCACAUCGGUCGGGUUCCAAGUAGAAAGCAAACUGCUAACACAUCAGAGCAAGUGAAGAACAAAAACUUGCUGACUGGCACUGUUGGAUGCAAGGCUCUUUGAAAGGUAUUUCAUCUAAUCCAGUCCCAGUGGAAAAGCAGAACAUCAGAGGCUUUGUGUCCUGCCCGGACGUCUCCUGUCUCUCCUUCCUUUUUUUUCCCCCCUUUUUUUCCCGUUUGCUCUUGUUGUUGGAUUUGUCCUCCUUUCAGAUGGCUGGUAGCCAUGCUGCUCUCCUCCCUGUGUAGCCUUGCCCUGUGGUGGAUUGUGUAUGGCUUCCCUUCUUCCAUCCUGCAUUUCUGUAUAGACGGGUUAGGAUUUCAAUGAGUUCUGCCGCCCGUCAGCCCCCAAAAAACCUGUCCUGCCCCCCCUU